Heterostelium album PN500 is the source of this 1758-nucleotide messenger RNA. RefSeq lists its product as uncharacterized. Lineage: Eukaryota; Evosea; Eumycetozoa; Acytosteliales; Acytosteliaceae. The record is from RefSeq and is a predicted model, not a curated record. The coding region runs from base 1 to 1758 and encodes 585 amino acids. The transcript has 3 exons.
AUGGAUAAUGAAUUAUUUAAAAGAGUUUUAUUUGGAAUCCAACCAAUUAGAAGUAUUAUUUUUAAUCACAUUAAUAAUAACUUUGGUUUAAUAGAUGUUUAUAAAAAGAAACUUUCUCUUGAAAAGUAUAAACAUGAUCAUUGGUCAAAUCCAAAGGAUAUGUUAGAACAUCAUCAUUUUAGAUUAUUAUUGGAAAAGAUUAAAAAAGAAGAAGUGAAAAUUAAUCCCAAAUUAGUAUCACUACUCUGUGAAAAAAUAGAUGAUUUAGACAUUUUCAACUCAUUUUAUCAUCUAUGGAAAAAUCAAGUUUCGACUCCCUCUCACGAACUAAUAACCAAGAUAAUUGGAAAAGGUAAUGUGGAGAUACUUCACAUUUUUAAAAAUCAUCUUUUUGGCCAGUCCGAGGAUCGUUUAGAGGAAUAUAUGUACCAAGCUUUUAUAAAUGGAAAUGUUUCUAUAGUCUAUUAUCUUUGGAAGAAUGGCGUGCCAAUCAACUACAUAGGAAUAUGUGAGAGAAACCAGAGUCGUUCAAUUGGAGUACCAUACAUUGUAAAUCUUUGGCUUAGUGAUAGUGCAUAUGGUUUUAAGAGAAUGCGAGAAAUGUAUAGUGUUGACAAUCAAUCGGAUUUCUUUACAAAUCUGUUGACAGAGUUUUCCAAUAAUAAACCGUACUGGUAUGACUUUUUAGUUCUUGGAGUUCCUUCGAUGUGGAAUCUUAAGAAUUAUAAAGAUGCCAGCCAAUGGAAAUCUACUCAGUUCGACCCAACUAUGCUUGAGAGACAUCCGAUAGCUAUUCGUAUUCAACUUGUGGAGACUGUUUUGCAUACCAAAGGAUUUGAUGGUCUAAGACAUAGACUGAUUGAAAGAGAGUUAGAAUUGACAACUCACAUGACAAUUAAUGAUUCAUUUGACUUUCUACAUAAUGACAUGGGUUGUAUGCCAUCUUUGGUGUACAGCAAGAUCAUCCUCUAUUCAGACUUUGAUCCACUAUCUAUUCAUCCUGCUCUAUUUGAUGAACAAUAUCCAAUGGUGAUAGUGGAGAUAUUAAGGGAUGAGAACUUUAACUCUGUUAAAGCCACAGAGGUAAUUCAGAUGUACAAUCCCGAGAGACCAAUUGACCAACAUACAAAUCUCCAAUGUUCAACACCAGAUUCAUUGAGGUUCGCCUUGCUCAAAUAUAAAUACCUACAAACUGUAUUUAGACAUUUCACUUUGUUUGGUUUGGAAAAUCUUUUAAUCAUUGGGCUCGAAUGGAUUCUAAAAAUCGAUCAUGUCAUUCUUGGGGAGAUAUUCUGUCCUCGGGUAUUUUAUACCUCGGAUAUUUAUGGCGAUCUUGGUCAUUUGAUUGUCGAAGUAGUCUCCAAACUCAAAUUAUCAAAUCAAUUGGACCAAGGAAAUAAUAUAUACACCCACAAUCACUAUUUUUAUCUAUCAGAAUUUGCCAAACAAUUUAGAAAUCCAAUCAGGGUUAGUGUUUCUACAGAGGAACUAUCCUAUUCAAGCUCUGAUCAAAUCUGCCAACUCUUAAAGAAACUAGAAAGUGGUGAAAUGAUUAAAAUAGAACCUAGAGAAUGGGAAUCAUUGAAUAAUAAUAAUGAAAAUAAUAAUAAUAAUAAUAAUAAUAAUAAUAAUAAUAAUAAUAAUGACAAUAAUAAUAACAGUAAUAAUAAUAAUGACAAUAAUAAUAAUAAUAAUAAUGACAAUAAUAAUAACUGUAAUAAUAAUAACUGUGAUCAGUUUAUGGAUGCAUGUGCAUGA